AUGGGAAGGAGGCACAGUUUGUCUCACGGAGAACCCAUCAUCUUUGAGAAGAUGGAUGGUGGAGGUCCUGAGCUCUCCAGGAUGAUUCAAGAGUUCGAAGGUAGUGACAAUCCAACAGAGGAAAAUGACCAUCAUGAACAGAAGUCAGGUACCAAGAGUGUAUUCUGCAAGGAGGUACUGAAUACUCUAUCUUCAUUUCAAGAACUUUGCAGCCCGAUCCUAGAAGGAGUAGGAAACCUGGUUGCGAUCCAUACCAGGGAAAUCGUGGAUGAUACGGUGGUACUAGCAUCAACAAGAAUUCCUUCUGACUGGAAAGGCUUUGCAUGAGUCGACGGUAACAAGGACAAACUUUUCAAACUCAUUGCAAACAAAGUAUGUAACUGGUAUUGCUUACUUUUGUAACAGAACUGUGUCUCUCUUGACAGACUUCAAACACCUUCCUAUACAUGCUUUAAUCACAAAUAUUUGUAUCAUUUUUUUAAGGUGGUUUCACUGGAGGUUAGAGCAUCUACUCUUCCUAUGGCGAGGGUAUCCUAUCGAGUACUGAAAAAACGUAGGUGAGCUUAAUCGCGCCUUGCACACAUGAAGAAGCAGACACUCGCCUUAUGGUCCAUAUACUUGAUGCAGCCUCCAGCGGACAUCGACGAAUUAGAAUAAGAAUAAAUGAUACAGAUGUUAUUGUAGUUGCAAUUUCAGUGGUUAGCACUGUUCCAACAAAUGAACUCUGGAUCACCUAUGGAUCUGGAAAGAAUGUACAGGAUAUCCCUGCACAUACAAUAGCAAUGCUCCUGGGUCCUGAUAAAGCCUCGACCCUACCAAUGUUGCAGGCGCUAACUGGGUGUGAUACUGUUUCGUUUUUCGGAGGGAGUGGAGAAAAAGGGCUUGGGAUGUAUGGAAAGUGUUUCCUAAACCGACACUAG
This is a messenger RNA of Pocillopora meandrina, 920 nucleotides long. Lineage: Eukaryota; Metazoa; Cnidaria; Anthozoa; Scleractinia; Pocilloporidae. The record is from the annotation of a GenBank genome assembly.